AUGUUACAAGCUGCAAAAAUUAUAGGAACUGGAUUAGCUACAACUGGUUUAAUAGGUGCUGGUGUUGGAAUAGGUGUUGUUUUUGCUGCUUUAAUAAUAGCUGUUUCUAAAAAUCCUUCAUUAAAAGGACAAUUAUUUACAUACGCUAUUUUAGGUUUUGCUUUUGCAGAAGCUACUGGUUUAUUUGCUUUAAUGAUGGCUUUCUUAUUAUUAUAUGCGGCUUAA
Histoplasma capsulatum G186AR is the source of this 225-nucleotide messenger RNA. The record is from the annotation of a RefSeq genome assembly. Lineage: Eukaryota; Fungi; Ascomycota; Eurotiomycetes; Onygenales; Ajellomycetaceae.